AUGGCAUCUUCUGACAAGGUCCUUUACGAGAAAGACAGCGUUUUUAUUCAUACAAAUGUACUUGAAUCAAAAGACAAAGAUGCCUAUAUUCCAGGAAGAAUUUACUUUGUUGAAAAGCCUGAAGGAAUGUUUAUAGAAUGGAAAGUUGAAGAAGUAUCGUCACUUGAUGACCAUGAUUGGGCUGUUGUAGGAAAUGCUGUUGGUUACAAAGCAGACAGAGAUUCAGAAUCUGUUACAAUCAAUGCAAAGACUGAAUCUAGGAAAAAAUAUAAUAUAAGCUUUGACCUUAUAGAUUUGAAGAGUAUUAAAACCAGUGCUAUACACCAUGGCUGGAGUUAUCUGAUCUUUAUUCUUAAAGAUGGAACCACUUAUCCUGCUUUACACUUUCAUUCUGGUGGAACCAAAGAGUUUUUCACAUUGUUAAAUAAUCAUGUGCAUAUUAAAAGGUCACCAAAUGAUAACAGAUUAUAUAUUGUGGAAGAACAUGACCCUGAUAUGUUAUCAAAGUCUUUUGAUGAACUGAACCUUUUCUCUGAUUCUUCUGAACAUUUAGUAUCUAUCCAGGAGGCUUUUUCUGGCAACCUUUCAGUAAGAAGGCACAAACAAAAAUUCCUCAAUGAUCCCUUCACAAGCACUUUAGGUGGCUUCUCAAAAGUGACUAACUUCUUUAAGGAUGUUCUCUUACAACCAGAGUCUAUGAGCACUCGACCUAGAGAAGAGAUGGCAGAGGUUCUAAAUGAAGACAUUGCUGGUAUGGAGAUCAACCAUCAAGAUGAACCUGGAUUUGAACUCAUCACCAAGAAGAAACCAGACAAGCAGGUUGCUGACCCUAAACCACCAAGCCGCCCCAAGUUUAAAAGGACCAAAUUACCCCCACGACCAACAGUAACACGGGGAGAACCCUUACAAGCACACCAAUGGGCUGGAAUGAUGGAUAAAGAUGGAAGAGUUCUCAAUGUUGAAGAAGUGAAAGAAAUCAUAUUUCAUGGUGUAAAAGUAUGGAAAUUCCUCCUUGGUUACUACAAAUGGGAUUCUACACACAAAAGCAGAUCAGAAGAAAGAAAGAAAAAAGUGGAUGAUUACUUCAAAAUGAAACUACAGUGGAAAACGAUUAGCGAAGAACAGGAAAAGCGAUUCACCUUGUUAAGAGACAGCAAAGCUCUUAUAGAAAAAGAUGUUUCCCGAACAGACCGUACCCACAAGUUCUUUGAAGGGGAAGGCAAUCACAAUCUUCAAGUACUCAAUGACAUUCUCAGAACCUAUUGCAUGUUUAACUUUGAUCUCAGUUAUGUCCAAGGAAUGAGUGAUCUGCUCUCUCCAAUUUUGGUUAUUAUGGAAAACGAAGUAGAUGCCUUCUGGUGCUUUGCUGGGUUUAUGGAGAAAGUGAGUUCAAACUUUGAGAUGGACCAGCAGGGUAUGAAGACACAGUUAGCACAGAUGCACACAUUGAUGCAUUUUGUGGAUCCAGAACUUUGUAGCUAUCUUGAGAGCCAUGAUUCUGGAAACUUUUAUUUCUGCUUUAGAUGGCUUCUAAUUGUAUUCAAACGAGAAUUUAGUUUCCCAGAUAUUCAAAGAUUAUGGGAGGUCUUAUGGACUGACAAACCAUGCAAGAAUUAUCAUUUGCUUAUUUGUCUUGCUAUUUUGGACACAGAAAGAGCAACUUUAAUGGAGAACCGGUUUGGUUUUACUGAAAUAUUGAAACACAUCAAUGACAUGUGUUUUACCAUAAACGUGGAUCAAAUGUUGAACAAAGCUGAAGGCAUCUACUUACAACUGAAAAAGAGCAAGAAAAUUCCUCAACCAAUAAAGGAAAUGUUGGAAAUGAACUGCACAUCUUCACCUUCCAGUUCCAGCAGCAGUUCAAGCAACACAACGCCCUCUGGUGCCAUGGCACCACCACUUCCUUCCCAUUUGAGAGAGAAUGGAACUCAUAGUGCACCAAGUUCAGGCAGUGGUACGGGGCGAACCAGUCCUGAUGACAGUAGCAUUGAGAUUUUGCCUGAAAAUUGUGAACCCUCAACAUCAGGACUGCAUAAUUAUUACUUGUGA
Acanthosepion pharaonis is the source of this 2049-nucleotide messenger RNA. Lineage: Eukaryota; Metazoa; Mollusca; Cephalopoda; Sepiida; Sepiidae. The record is from the annotation of a GenBank genome assembly.